CAAGCUCAGCUCAGCGAGGACCAGCAGCUAGCUAACCAACUGCCCCGUCUCCCUAUAAAUUAGGGACCCCCUCCCCUCCUGCUUCCCAUCGCCACACUUCAGCUCAGAGUCGCCCUAGUGUUCUGCAGGCAGCUACCGAGAGCUCGAUCGGAUCGUGCACAGCCGAAGCCUCCUGCGCUCAGCUUGUUCGCUUGGCUGCACUUGGUCGUCGUGUCGAUCACCGGCCGCUCAGCCGCCUCGAAGAUCCCCGAUCGUCUCCGCCGCAUUAUCCAUCUCUCUACGACGACGAUGUCGAGCAGGAGGUCCCGCGCGUCGGUCUCGGAGGAGGAGAUCAACGAGCUCAUCGCGAGGCUCCAGACGCUGCUCCCCAGCGCGCGCCGCCGUGGCGGCAGCCAGGCGUCGACGACGAAGCUGCUCAAGGAGACGUGCAGCUACAUCAAGAGCCUGCACCGGGAGGUGGACGACCUGAGCGACCGCCUCUCCGACCUCAUGGCCACCAUGGACCACAACAGCCCCGGCGCCGAGAUCAUCCGCAGCCUCCUCCGCUAGCGAUCGAGCUGACGGCCACGGCCGGCCAUGGCGAUGGGUCCAUCCAUCACCAGGACGGCCUCGGCCUAGCUUAGCUAGCUCUCAGCGGAGCUGAGUGUACCAUAUUCUUCCCCGCCCAGCAGCAGCUGCCUAAGGACGGCACGACGGAGUCUGGUUUAAUUGGUAGUAGAAGUUGGAGUACUUCGGUAGGGCAUUAGCCAUUAGCUAGGGCCGCCUAAGUAUGGUUCCUUUCUCCCUUCCAUUUCGCCGCUCUUUGUUGUUUGUUUUUUUGCUAGUGGCUCCUCCAAUUUGUUUGUA
Panicum hallii is the source of this 846-nucleotide messenger RNA. Its product is annotated as transcription factor ILI4. Lineage: Eukaryota; Viridiplantae; Streptophyta; Magnoliopsida; Poales; Poaceae. Bases 289 to 549 code for a protein of 86 amino acids. Gene Ontology annotation, molecular function: protein dimerization activity. The transcript is spliced from 2 exons. The record is from RefSeq and is a predicted model, not a curated record. Gene Ontology annotation, biological process: regulation of growth; regulation of DNA-templated transcription.